AAUCCUCCGUGAUAGUGUCAUCGUACCAUGGGGUACUUGACCGAGGUAGACAGCCCUGGUUUUCUGGAAAUCGUCAGUGGUCCGGUGCCAUUAAACACGUUAUAUGUGUAUUGCAAUUUGAUCCCGUAGCGCUGGGUCAGAAAGUAAGUUAUACGAAUUCCUGGGCAUUCGGGUCUCUGCAGGACGUAAAUGUACGUGAGCUUUUAAAAGGUGAUGCAGGGCAUAAUGCCAGUUAAAACAAAAUCUCGUGUUCCUGAAAAUAUGGGUAUCACAGGUGGUUUGGUAGAUGCCAGAGAUAAGCAAGUGUUAAAGGAAGCAGUAGAAGCAGUUGUUAACAGCUUUGCUAAGCAUACUCAAGGCUACGGAAGAGUAAAUGUGGUAGAAGCUUUGCAAGAGUUUUGGCAGAUGAAACAAAGUAGAGGAACAGAGCUAAGAAACGGAGCAUUAGUUAUUUAUGAAUCUGUACCUGGUACCAGUCCACCUUAUGUAUGUUAUGUUACUCUCCCUGGCGGAUCUUGCUUUGGUAGUUUUCAAAAUUGCCCCACUAAAGCUGAAGCUCGUAGAUCAGCAGCAAAAAUUGCUUUAAUGAAUUCUGUUUUCAAUGAACAUCCAGCACGUAAGAUAACAGAUGAUUUCAUAGAGAAAGCUGUUGCAGAAGCAAGAGCUAGCUUUGCUAAGCCCUCUGCAUCUUCCAACAGUGUUGGCAAUCAAACACAGGGGAAUGGAGAUGAGAAAGAAGAUCCAAAUACAGGUAUAGGUGCAUUUCGUUUUAUGUUGGAAUGCAACCGUGGGAGAACAAUGUUAGAAUUUCAAGAAUUAAUGACGGUCUUCCAAUUACUUCAUUGGAAUGGGUCUUUGAAAGCAAUGAGAGAAAGGCAAUGUAGCAGACAAGAAGUAGUUGCUCAUUACAGUCACCGAGCUUUAGAUGAUGAUAUGCGUAGUCAAAUGGCGCUAGAUUGGGUAGCAAGAGAACAUGAAAGCGGCGGCGGCGUUGUUGCUAUGGAGUUGGCAUUAGCUGAAAGAGAACUUGAAGCAGCACGUUUAGCUGGAAGAGAACUUAGAUUUCCUAAAGAAAAAAAGGAUAUAUUAAUGCUUGCACAUGCUCAAGUAUGCCCUCAGUGAUUUUUACAAAGUGAUCGUGCAA
Molecule: messenger RNA, 1144 nt
Organism: Bombus terrestris (buff-tailed bumblebee)
Lineage: Eukaryota; Metazoa; Arthropoda; Insecta; Hymenoptera; Apidae
Gene: lft
Product: protein limb expression 1 homolog
Exons: 4
Coding region: 214-1122 (302 amino acids)
Biological process (GO): autophagosome maturation
Cellular component (GO): cytoplasm
Source: RefSeq, a predicted model, not a curated record